This is a messenger RNA of Solanum verrucosum, 633 nucleotides long. RefSeq lists its product as uncharacterized. The coding region runs from base 1 to 633 and encodes 210 amino acids. The record is from RefSeq and is a predicted model, not a curated record. The transcript has 2 exons. NCBI's taxonomy places the organism in Eukaryota, Viridiplantae, Streptophyta, Magnoliopsida, Solanales, Solanaceae.
AUGACGGCUCAAGCUCAAGCCGUGACAACUCAAGCCCAAGCCAUGACGGCCCAAGACAAUAGAGAUGUUGGGACUCAUGUGAAUGCCGCUUCCAGAUUUAGGGAUUUUGAUAGAAUAAAUCUUCCCGAAUUUCAUGGCUCUAAAGUGGAUGAAGAUCCCAAAAGGUUUACUGAUAAGGUUUAUAAAGCGCUUGAUAUUAUAGGAGUGUCUCCACAAGAGAAUGAGAUGUUGGCCGCCUAUCAGUUGAAAGAUAUGACUCAAGUUUGGUAUGAACAAUGGAAGGGUGAGAGGCCAAUAGGAGCGGGUCCCAUAAAGUGGGACAUGUUCAAAUCGGCAUUCCUUGAUAGGUUUAACCAAGAGAAAGGUAGUGGGUCUCCAUUACCUAAGCCUACUUGCACCAAAUGUGGAAAUAAGCACCAUGGUAGGUGUCUAGCCAGUACAGAUGGUUGCUAUGGUUCUGGCAAGAGUGAUCAUCAAGUGAAGAAUUGCCCUACACUUCCGGCAAAAGGGAGACAGGCCAAGAAAGCUCCUCAUAGUGGUCCGGAACCCAAUGCUCCAAAUUAUGGUCGCUUCUAUGCAUGCCGGUCUAGAAAUGACCAACAAGCCUCUCCGGAUGAAGGCACCGGUAUGUGA